This is a messenger RNA of Staurois parvus, 384 nucleotides long. Lineage: Eukaryota; Metazoa; Chordata; Amphibia; Anura; Ranidae. The record is from the annotation of a GenBank genome assembly.
GAAAACUACAGAAGAGUCUCGAACAUGAAAUGUGAGCGGAUCCAAUGCUUCAACUAUCAGGACUGUCAGAACACGCCGGUGCGGAUCUCCUACCAUCGCCUCAAUUUCCCCACCGGUGUGGUGGUCCCGGCCCAGAUCUUCAGGAUUGCCCCUUCGCCAGCCUAUGCGGGUGACAACAUCAUCAUGGACAUCAAGAAGGGGGACGAGGAGAAUUAUUUCAGCGUCAGGAAAUUCAACCCCUACACAGGAAUCCUGAACCUCCAGAGACCCGUCAGGAAGCCCAAAGACUUCCUUCUGGACGUAGAGAUGAAGCUGUUCCGGCAGGGGACGGUCACCACCUUCCUGUCCAGAAUCUACGUCUUCAUCACCGCCAACGCCUCCUAA